CCGCUCCAUGAAGCAAAGGUCGUGGGCGUUUCAGCUCAGUAGCAUGUAGGUUUACCACUUAACCAAGGAGAAGCAAGCGAAGAUGAGAGUGCACCACCAGCAGCAGGCAGCGGGCCGUCGUCGUUGUCACCCUCGCUCCACAAGCCUAUGUCGACAGUAUUGGGCUACGCUGUUUCCUCCAAUAUCGAGGACGUGGACGUUGCAGGCUCAUCGUUCUCUGUCACAGCGUACACAGUUGAAGUCAACGAGAACGAGCCGUCCGUGGCACACGAUUCGAUGUCGCUAGAUGCACCCUCGGCCCCGGACGAUACGAUCGUCAUCGCAGCUCCUCACCAGCCGCUAGGAAUCGAUCCGGCUCUUGAUGCGUCGAGUGCGACCCUAGGGAGACAUCUGUCCUCGCUAUCAACGUCGAUGGCGAGGACCAGCUCUGCUCCCCAGGGCAGCCUAGGAAACGGAAACAUGUCCAGCACGUCCCUUGCCGAUGUGCAUUCGCUGAGUGCAAGCGUGGCCCCUGCUGGUCAAGCAACGUCGCCCUUUCGAUCACCAACCGAGCUUCCUUUGGAAGACGACGCUGAGGUGCUGAGUGAUGGCGCUUCUACAUAUGUCACCGCUCGAAGGGACGUAGGAAGCACUGCAAGUGGCCGCGCGAGCCAUCCUCCCCCUCGCAUCUCGGCAUCAGCCAAUCAGGCUCGGAUCAUAAAUGAAACCACCCAUGAAGCAAGCUCGACGUUUUCAAAUGGCCUCAACAGCGCGCUGGGCUCAACUGGCGACGAUCUCGUAUCAGCUUCAACCUCCACUGCGUCACAGCCGCUUCAUGCGGCUUCGGGGCAGAACCGCAGUGGGCAUGGGUACAAGGGAUCGGCGGGCUCGGCUAUUGCACUGGGUCACUCCACCUCGUACACAUCGCACGCCUCGAGCGAAGGCCCAAACCAGAACCCGAAAGGGAACCAGUCGAGUUUUCGAUCCCAGUCGUCCAAAGGCAACAAGCGGGCCCUGAACGAGGAGUCUGUACAGGUACCAGAAAGCCCAUCCAAUAAGCUUACCGCGAUUGGGACAGCCUCGGAAGCCGCGAAUGCGGCCAGCGCUGCAGGCAGCACACCAGUUAGCGGCGGGGGCUCCUAUCCUCACUACCCUUGGUCAACAGUCCGUGUGUCUGCUCCUAGGCUGCCCUCGGCGCCAGGCGUCUCCCCUGCACCACCACCAGCAAUGUACUGGUCACGAGCGCCAGUACACGGGACUGUUCCCAAGCGCGCAUUCCGCGCUCACACUGCGAAUUUAGUCGAAGAAGUUCUCUGGCUUUUUGGGGGCUGUGACUCGAAGGGAUGCUUCAGGGAGUUAUGGUGUUUUGACACGGAGACCAUGUGUUGGUCAAAGCCGAAGGUUACCGGGGACGUGCCGCCUCCGCGUCGAGCGCAUUCAUCGUGUAUGAUGGAUCGUAUGCUCUUCGUCUUUGCUGGUGGCGAUGGGCCGCACUAUUUCAACGAUCUUUACGUCUUCGACACAGUAUCCCUUCGCUGGACCAAACCGGUUGUGUACGGCGCGACCCCAUCACCACGGCGCGCCCAUACUGCGAAUGCGUAUGAAGGUCAUAUGAUUGUCUUUGGUGGAGGAAAUGGGGUCGGCGCGCUGAAUGACGUGUAUAGCAUGGACUGUUCAAAUCUGAGCAGCCUGGAGUGGAAGAAGUGGGACUGCAAAGGCAAGAUUCCCAUCGGUCGAGGGUAUCAUACCAGCAAUGUCGUAGACGGCAAGCUAAUUGUGAUCGGAGGCAGCGACGGCCACAUGAGCUUCAAUGAUAUACACGUACUCAAGCUGGAUUCAAAGGUCUGGUACCAGGUCAAGACCGAUGAGAUACACAAUCGACUAGGGCACACCGCUACCCAAGUUGGCUCGUAUCUCUUUGUAGUCGGCGGACACGAUUCGCACUCGUACACGUCAGAGAUUCUCACACUGAACUUGGUAAACUUGCAGUGGGAGGUCCGCAGAGUAUGUGGACGCCAGCCACCUGGUCGAGGAUACCACCAAGCCUGGCUGCGCGAUUCGCGACUUUUUGUGCAUGGCGGGUUCGACGGCAAAGAGAUCUAUGACGACCUGUACUACAUUGACCUGGCCGCUUGCGCAUACCUGCCGCAGAUCACCAGCUUCAGCGUUGAGGUAAGUACAUGCCGUGGCCAUCUUGCCACAUCACGGCUGAUUAUGGCCUGAUGCCAUGCUUGCGAUUAUGUUUGACAGUUGGAAGAAUAGGCAGGCUAGAGAGAACCCCGAGAGGCAAACCCAACACGCCUCGGCUUGGCCGGUAUUUCUUGUAUGCGACAGACAUAUUCUCGUGCAAUCCCGUCGUCUCAAUAAUCAUUUCUAUCCUAUGGUACGGGUGAGAAUAUAGCGUCAUGGUUUAAUCUAUUUCUGUCGUUG
Tilletiaria anomala UBC 951 is the source of this 2409-nucleotide messenger RNA. Its product is annotated as galactose oxidase. Lineage: Eukaryota; Fungi; Basidiomycota; Exobasidiomycetes; Georgefischeriales; Tilletiariaceae. The coding region runs from base 148 to 2202 and encodes 684 amino acids. The transcript is spliced from 3 exons. Gene Ontology annotation, molecular function: protein binding. The record is from RefSeq and is a predicted model, not a curated record.